Syngnathus typhle (broad-nosed pipefish) is the source of this 2219-nucleotide messenger RNA. RefSeq names its product sedoheptulokinase (gene shpk). NCBI's taxonomy places the organism in Eukaryota, Metazoa, Chordata, Actinopteri, Syngnathiformes, Syngnathidae. Gene Ontology annotation, molecular function: sedoheptulokinase activity. The record is from RefSeq and is a predicted model, not a curated record. Gene Ontology annotation, cellular component: cytosol. The transcript is spliced from 7 exons. The coding region runs from base 228 to 1637 and encodes 469 amino acids. Gene Ontology annotation, biological process: cellular response to lipopolysaccharide; carbohydrate metabolic process.
AACGUCGGAUUUUAGUGCACCGGAUAAGUGUGAUAUCGUCGAAAAACACAUUAAAACGUACGCUUCCUUAAAUAAUAUAAUAUAUGAACUAAUGUAAUGCUCUGCUGAAUGACUUCCAGGUGGGUGCAGCAAUGCAUUUGUGUAGUUACUAGUUAGUUAUCAAGACAAACACCAAAGAAGAAGAGCGAGUUCAGCCGGAGCUGCAUCAGGUUCGGUUCGCAGCUGGUAUGCCUCCGUACAUUCUCGGUUUAGAUGUGGGCACGACAUCGAUUAAAGCGGUUUUAUUAGAAAGUGAAUCAAGAAGCGUUGCUGCAAGCCAGAGUUUGCCAACCGCUUCUGACCUAGCCGAUUCGAAUGGGAUCAAGGUAAGUGCUCGACAAACAUCUGCCGCUAAGGAGCAGGAUACUGGCCGGAUUCUGGAAACUCUUAACCAGUGCGUCGGGCUGCUACCAGCGGACAAACUGCAACAUGUGUGCAGCAUCGGGGUAUCUGGACAGAUGCACGGGGUUUUGUUUUGGAAUGCUGAGAGUGGUUGCGAUUGGUCCAGAGGCAACUUCAGUCAGCUGAUUACCUGGCAAGAUGGCCGCUGCAGCAAUAGCUUCCUGUCCUCCCUUCCAAAACCGGAUUCGCACCUCGCCGUUGCCACAGGAUUCGGCUGUGCCACCAUCUUUUGGUAUAUGAAACACAGGCCCGAGUUCCUUAAGGACUUCACGGUGGCAGGCACCAUCCAAGACUAUAUUGUAUCCAAAUUGUGUGGGUUAGACCGAUGUCUCAUGACACCCCAGAAUGCAGCCAGCUGGGGUUUCUACAACACAUCCUCCAAGCAGUGGAAUCUGGACAUUCUCAAUGGCGUCGGCUUCCCUUUGCACCUACUUCCCCAGUGUGUCCCCUCCGGUGAGCCGGCGGGUCACACUCGUUCCGACUGGCACGGCAUCCCGGCGGGCACGCCAGUAGGGGCCGCUCUGGGAGACUUCCAGUGCGCCGUCUACUCCUGCCUGAGUGCGCAGACAGAUGCGGUUCUUAACAUAAGCACCUCAGCCCAGUUGACCUUCGCCAUGCCGGCUGACUUCAAACCUCCUGACUGUCCUCAGCCUGAAUCGUCCAUUGCUUUCUUCCCCUACUUUGACUCUUCAUACUUGGCAGUGGCGGCGGCGCUCAACGGAGGGAAUGUCCUGGCCACGUUUGUGGAUAUGCUCACCGGAUGGAUGAAAGAACUCGGUGUGGAGCUGAGCGAACAAUCCCUAUAUGAGAAGAUGAUCAGUUGUGCUCUGAACCAGGAAAGCAGCGACCUGGCAGUGCGUCCAACAGUCCUAGGAGAGAGACACGCCCCUUUUACUCUGGGUCACGUGACCAACAUUUCCAUAAGUAAUCUCUCUCUGGGUCACGUGACCAGAGCUCUCUGCCAUGGGAUCCUGGAGAAUCUGGCCUCCAUGAUGACCCCUGAGCGGCUACAGCAGGCGGGGGUCAACAGGAUAGUUGGUAGCGGGAGCGCCCUGGCGCGUAAUCAGGUGCUGAGACAGGAAGUGGAAAAAGUCUUUGCCCAGCCCGUGAUAUAUGGACGGGAUGCGGACUCUGCCGUUGGCGUCGCUUUGGUCCUCUGUGACCGACUCAGAUCUACCAAUGCGGCAUGGCACUGACAAUUUUGAGGAGCUUCUUGAAGAUGACAAAGGAGCAGUUCAACGAAUGGAAAUGCCCGCCUCACAUAUAUUAUGCUUUAUUCAAGUGAAUAAAUGCUCCACUUUAUGCUUCAUGUGGAGCCUGAUUAAAAAAAAAAAAAAAGUCAAUACUUUUACUCAAAAUGAUGUUCAGACUGUCUUGGAAAAAAAAGUUACAGGAAGUAGCCUGUUGCCACACUAAGUUGAGCCUACUUUGCAUGGCAGAAAAUAUCACUCAGUGAUCACGGGACCUGUGAUCACACAACACGCAUGUUGAAGUGAAACUAAACAGGAUGGGCAAAAAAAAAUUGCUUAUAAAUGUUACGUCUAUCAAAAAAAACAAAAAAACUGAUUCGCUUUAUAUUAUAUAUUAUAUAUUUUUUCCUUUGUCUUUUAGCUUUGUUUUGCUUUGAUGGCUUUUAUCUUGAGCACUUUCUGGCUUUCUUUGUGGCGCCGUUGUGUGGCAGCCUGUGUCUUUUGUAUACCCACUCUGUGGUAUGAAUACUGCUGGGGCCUGAAUUUCCCCACCCCUGGGGAUCAAUAAAUAUUCAAUCAAUCAAUCAA